Molecule: messenger RNA, 1205 nt
Organism: Sitophilus oryzae (rice weevil)
Lineage: Eukaryota; Metazoa; Arthropoda; Insecta; Coleoptera; Curculionidae
Exons: 4
Coding region: 429-1205 (258 amino acids)
Biological process (GO): regulation of transcription by RNA polymerase II
Cellular component (GO): nucleus; transcription regulator complex
Source: RefSeq, a predicted model, not a curated record
CGCUAUGAAAUGAACGCGCGCAUUUAUAAAGUCAGUUGGUCGAAAAGUUGGCAGUUCGUUUUACGUUCAGGGGAGUUCAGAGAUGGUCAAUGUUUAAGUCGGCAGUUCGCGACCGUUCGGCACAGCCAAUCAGUGGGCUAAAUUUGAACACGUGAUAUAUUACGCUCGGGUGAAGCUUCUAUGGGUGACGCCAUAGACAAAUAGAGAAAUUAACUUUCUCUAAACUAUUAACUUUCUCUAUGGAUGACGCUUAAAAUAUGUUCUGUCGUUCUGUGGCGAUAGGAAAGUUUAGUUCAUCUAUGGCCAUAGCGUCGGCGUUUUCAUUUUGUUUCUGUCGUUGGUCGUGGUUGGUCGUUGUCCUCGUGGUUAAAUUUUAAAUUCUCUAUUUUUAUUUAAUUUUAUUAAUUUCUCUAUUAGUCAUUAUAAUUAUGUCUAUGUCUUUAGUAGAGACAGAAUUCUGCGAGAUCGACGAUGUAAGUGGAUUAUUAUUAGAUAUAAUAACCAACUAUGAACAUCUAUAUAAUCUCGAACACCGGGAUUAUAAAAAUGUAUUAAAAAAACACCAAAGUUGGGUGGAAAUUGCACAGAUGUUGAACAUCAGUGUUGAAGAAUGCCAAAAGCGGUGGAAGGCCUUAAGAGACCGCUAUACCAAAGAAAAAAGGAUUGCCUCUAAAUCGGGAUCCGAGGCACCGGCGUCGAGGUGGACAUACUACGAGAGAAUGUCCUUUUACGCCAAAUUUUCUAAACAAAGAAAAACUUACACGACAACUCCAAAACUAUCUACUGAUGCCCCACGGGCCACGUCCUCACUGUGGAACACGAAGUUGACUUCAACGGAAGAUACGGGGGAAGAAACAUCUUCUUCCUCGAGGCCUCGAACGGUCAGCGGUGACAGCAGUGGUUUGGAGGACACACAGGUGUCCUCAUUGUGUGAUGAGGCAGGACCUAGCUCCAUCACCACACCAUUGAGGCAAGGAUCCCAAGUUAGAAAAAAUGCAGCCAAAAUGUCAACUGCUGAGAAAGAAAUGCUGGCAGUAGCAAAGGAAAUAGCGGCAAAAGUGGGACAGCCCAAAAGAUCCGAUCCAAAUAGAGCAUUUGUAGAAUAUGUAUAUUCGCUCCUGGAAGAAAUGCCUACAGAGGUAGCCAGGGCAAAAAGAAAACAAUUUCUUAGGAUGUUGGAAGAAGAUGAGAAUACAAAUUCUUAA